AUGGUCGAUUACAACGUAAAUGGAAAAGUUGCUCUCAUCACUGGUGGUACUAGAGGUUUAGGUUUGGACAUUGCUGAAACUUAUGUUCUUAACGGAAUUAAGACUGUCAUUAUCACAUCUCGUAAAGCCAAGGCUUGCGAAGAAUCGAAGGCAUAUUUAGAAAAAGUAGCUAAAGACAACGGUAAGAACGUAGAAGUUAUCUCUAUCCCUGCAGACAUUUCCAAGGACUCCGAAUUAGCUAAAUUUGUGUCUACCGUUUUAUCAAAAAUUGAUCAGUUAAACAUUUUAGUUGCUAACGCUGGUGCUACCUGGGGUGCACCUUUGGAAGAACAUCCUAUCAGUGCUGUCAGAAAGGUUUUGGACUUAAACAUAACUUCCGUUUUCGCUUGUGUUCAAGCUUUCACUCCACUUUUAGAAAAAUCUGCUACUUUUGAAGACCCAUCCAGAGUUUUAAUAACUUCAUCAGUUGCUUCAAUGGUUGCGCAGGACGGUGCUGGAACCUUUGGUUACAUUGCUUCCAAGGCCGGUGUAACUCACAUGGGUAAAAACUUAGCCAUCAGUUUGGGACCAAGAAAUAUCAAUGUCAACUCGUUGUCUCCAGGGUUCUUCCCAACAAAGAUGUCGAAUGGAUUAAUUGAUAUUUUCGGUGAAGUUUUAACUGAAUCCAACCCUAAGAGAAGAUUGGGAAGAAAGGCAGAUAUUCAAGCUGCUGCACUUUUCCUCUCAGCUCAACAAUCCAACUACAUUAACGGUAUUAAUUUGCCAAUUGAUGGAGGUGCUAAUUUGGUUGGAAUGCCAUCCAAGUUGUAA
This is a messenger RNA of Dujonia railenensis, 810 nucleotides long. The record is from the annotation of a GenBank genome assembly. NCBI's taxonomy places the organism in Eukaryota, Fungi, Ascomycota, Pichiomycetes, Serinales, Debaryomycetaceae.